Rodentolepis nana is the source of this 786-nucleotide messenger RNA. NCBI's taxonomy places the organism in Eukaryota, Metazoa, Platyhelminthes, Cestoda, Cyclophyllidea, Hymenolepididae. The record is from the annotation of a GenBank genome assembly.
AUGUUUAUUUUGACUAUUUUUUCUUUACCAUACGCUUUUUACAAUUUAGUUUUAGAAACAGUGCCCUACAUCCCCAACUUCCAAACACAUCUCUUGUUUGUCCUAAUUAACAUCCAUUGCUUUUCUACUCAGGGAACAAACUCAUAUCUCGUUGGAAGUGAGACUGAGCCACGUAUCUUGAUUGAUACCACAGGAGGGGAUGUCUCGAAUAAAAUCGUUCCUGACUCCGAACCCCCCAUAUCUGAAAUUCUUUUAACACAUUGGCAUCCAGAUCACACAGAGGGCAUUGAGGCUUCCCCUGAGGGUCCCAAUCUCAAAUCCAUUGGCUAUUAUGGCGGUCCGCUGAAUAUGCUUGAUGAGAGCAUGACUUUCUCUCCCCCCAAAAAUCCUUCAAUUAAGCUGAAACCUAUCUUCACUCCUGGUCACAGUGUCGACCAUAUGUGUUUCGCCAUGUAUGUUAAUGACAACGUGGAGUGUGUUUUUGUGGGUGAUUUACUGCUUGGUAAGUCCUCAUCUACUUAUGAUUUUAAGUUAUUUGGAAAUUUGUCAAUGGAUACAAAAUUUCUCUUACUGCUAUUCACUUAUUCUCAAUUGGACUAUUACUAUUUCACCUUUAAACUCUAUUUAAUAUCUAUUAUCAUUAUCGGUUCUCGCUAUUUCGUAAUGUGGUUACUAGCAUUUAUCCGACCACUUACACACCUCCCUCAUGUUUUGACCUAUUUGGCUUUCCUUCCAGUUCUCCUUACUCUUUUCAUAGCGGCCCAAAAGCGGAAUCUUCUACUUUGA